Schistosoma intercalatum is the source of this 1641-nucleotide messenger RNA. The record is from the annotation of a GenBank genome assembly. NCBI's taxonomy places the organism in Eukaryota, Metazoa, Platyhelminthes, Trematoda, Strigeidida, Schistosomatidae.
AGGUUCUACAAUGCACAUAUCCAAUGAAGAUAACUGAAAUGCUCAUUAGAACAGUGAAAAUAAUAAUAACAGUAGUCCAGUUGCAUUACGCUUCAUCUGUUUCAAUGAGUUUUUGCCAGUAGAUUUGAAAAUCUUUAACAACUUAUUGUUUUGUCAAUUGAUAACAUGGCUUCUUUUCAAAAAGCACUUGAAAAUCUUAAUGAAGGUACAAUAUGCAUUAGUGUAUGUGUUAGUGUGUGGCUGUUAUUAAUUGCGGCUAGAAUGGAUAAUGUCUUAAUAAUUCCGUAUUGGACAAUAUUUCUACCACUUUGGUUGUGGAAAACGAUUGUUUUUGUCGGCUGGUUAGUUGGCUUAAUAGUAUGGUGUAAACAUUGGAGAAUUCAUGUUGAUGAUUCAGAGCAUAGUACAUUUCUUGUUCGUGAUGACCCUGCUCUACCUUACAUUCAAGCAAUGUCUGUAUCAGCAUUUUUUCACUUUCUUAUCACGUGUUCUGAAGUGUUAUUAUGCAUUCAUUUAUCAAUUGAAUCAUCUAAUCUUACUUAUCUAACUAUUUUAUCACCAUUACUAGUUGUUGGUGCUUUGGGUGUGUUCGGAUUUCUUUUUGUUAUGAUAGAUUCAAGAGCAACAUUUACAGCAAAUGCACGACGUCGAAGGCAACAUCAUUCACGAUCCUUAAAUAACAAUACCGGUAAUACUACCAUUACUAGUACCAACACUAUCAACAAUAAUAGUAUUAACAAUAAUACUACUAUCAACAAUAACUCAGAUUCAUUUGUUUUCAUACCACGUUCACGUCAUGUAUGCUCGUUUACCUUAGAAUUAUGUAUCGCUGCUAAUCUAUUACAAUUAUUAUUUUUAAUUGCUAGACUUGACAAUUGGAUACGUUCAAAUUGGAUUGUCACCUUUAUCCCAUCAUUCAUAUUAUUAGCAAUGGGAUUUUUAUUUUGUUUUGCUGGUUUAACUAUUGCACUAAUCACAUACUUUACAGCCUUCUUUAUUCCUGUAGCCCAACGUAGAUUAUCUGUUUGUUAUUAUGCUUCACACUUACUAAUAGUUAUUUUCUUAUGCACCUCAUUAAUCCUUUUAGGGUUGAGAUUAGAUGGUUAUCUUUCUGCUUCAAAAAGUAGUGCAUUAUUAAUUUGUAUACCUGUAUUGUUUAGUAUGUUCUUAUAUGCUUCGUUAUCAUCUGGUCCUGGUAAUCCAUGGUGGUUCGGUUUGAACCGUAAUGUACUUCUGGCGAUAUUUGAGUCUUGUCCAACUUUACAACUGUGUGCCAAUAAUCAUAUUAGUAAAACUAGUCUGUGGAGAGUAUCUCGUUACCAUGGCGAUAAUGGUGAUAUGAAUAACACAUUGACGGUAGAUUCUUAUAAUGGGAAUCCUGUCGGAGUCGAAUUUGUUAGACCUACUAUAACUAUCACCAAUUCACCUGGUACUGUUGCAUGUGGACUAAUUAAUUCACAUAACUUAAAACCUUGUCCAAAUUGUGCAGUUGGUUGUUGUAAUUGUUCAUCAUCAGCAUCACCAUCAUCAUCAACAACCAGUAAGAAAAAUAUCCACUGGUCAAAUGUCAAUAUUUCGUCAGAAAUCUCUCAUUUUUACAACUCUUUUCAUUAUGCAGAUCAUUUACUUUAUCCAGAUUAA